UUUAACGCUCAACAAUUAGCAUAAAUUUACAUUACAUACUAUUUAUCCACUGCUGAAAGUCUUAAUAUUAUUAACGACUAUUAACUGCUCUCUUGCAGUUCGAUAAUUCGUGUUGUUCCAAAUAUGUUUAUCAACAAAAUUGUUCCGGGUUUAUCAGUGUUAUUUAUGAGUGAAAGUGAGUAUAUCUGAGUGUGCGGCGUCCUCAGGCGAGAUGCAGCAGCCUGGGGGUUCAGCCUCGGAGGUGGAGAAGGUGUUAUCUCCACCCGAGCUUCACCUGAUACGUCUGGUAGUGUGCGGGCUGCGCGCGGCGGCGCGCGCGGCGAGCGCGUCGCGGCAGUCGCGGGGCUCUGUGGAGGCGGCGGCGUGCCGCGUCAUCGCCAGGCAGGCGGGGAGGGAACACGACGAUGUUCUGGCCUUGUGGUGGAAUUUUCGAGCGUCGUCACUGCGUAAACUGCGCGCCCAUUUAGCGCGCGGCGACGUGGCGGCGACUGGUGAGCGGUUGUCUGCUCUAGAGUGGGCCGUGGUAGAUCUGCUAAUGCUGUACGACACGCUGCUUCUUAGUGUGGCGAGCUUCCACCAGCGCGCGCAGCUGGCGGCCCUGGAGCGCACCUUCGAGCUGGUGCAGCGCUUCCGGCUGGAGCCCGAGCGCGGGGGGGCUGUGUCGCCGGAACAGUGGCGCCGCGCGGCGGACAGCUACUGCAACAACGGCGUGGUGUUGUCGGCGGUGGCGCUGCAGCGGCGCUGGUACGAGCUGAAGCUGGACACGCGGCAACGCGCGUGUGCGCCCCGCGCGCCGGGCGCCCCUCGCCCGCUGUUGGUGCCCAUACACGAGGCCGUCGCGAACAGGUACCCCCACGUGGUGCACUCGCGGGAGUUGCUGACGUGGCGCGAGCUGGUGGCGGCGGGGAGGGUGGCCGAGCCUACCAGCGAGCGCGGGCCGGCGCCGGGCGAGCGUCGCGCGGGCGCCGCCGCGCUCACACACGAUGCGGAAAAGAGUGUAGAGACUAUUGAUUUACUGAAUGACGAGGAAGUCGAAAAUAGUGGUCAUAAUGAGGCAGCAGCACCAGCCAGUACUUCCAAUAUUACUCCAGUCACUACUGCUGGUAAAGAACUUAGUGGUUCAGAGAAUACUCAAAGAAACAGUAAUAGAAAUAUAAACCAGAACAAAAAUACCUCUAGUAAUGAAGGCUUUGAUAAAAAUAUAGAUAUAAAAAUUAAACCGGAAAUAAUAGAAAUAGAUGACGACGCUCCGAGCCCGAAGGAAGACAUAAUAGACGCGAUGCACGAUAUAGACUUAAAUGAUGUAGAUGCAACGAUAGUUUAUGAGAGUGAGGAGGAAGACGUUAAAACCAUCAUCGACGUUCAAAUGGGUGACGUUGAUAAAGCAGCAGAGUCUGCUACAGUUGUGAAUGAAAAUAAUGAAAACUCUAAUAUUAGUAAAGAAAAUGUUAAUUUUAUUCAAUAUCAGGAAGUGAAAGUUGAAAGCAAUUGGAGCGAUAUCUCAAACAUCAGUGAUGAAGAUAAAAAAAUUGAUAUUGAAGAACAUAGCCUUGUAAAAAAAGAAGAAUCCAGUGAUAGCGAUGAACAAUACGUUACUUGUUCUUCUCCUGAUUUGAAUAAACAAAUAGAAAAACUUAGGUGCAUCAAAGAAAAUAGUGAAAAUGUUAAUAUCAAGAGUGAAAUUGUAAAUAAUUCAUUUGUAUGCAAUAACCUUGACAACAUAGCACAGCAAUUGAAAGACGAAAUACUUAAUAAAUGUUGCGAUGCGCCGUUAGAGCUAAAUGAAGACACAAGCGUUAGUGACACUAGUCAAGAGUCAACUGAAGAUAUUUCUGGUAUCGAUCCCAAGCUACUGAUGUGCCCGGUAAUACUAUUACGAAGAAUAGAUGAGCCAAGGCCUAUAGACAAACUACCAUUACCGAUCCAUAGACAAUCAAACACACAAAAAUAUUCCAAAACUACAUACAGCAGAUUAUUUUAUGAGAAAAAUAAAGCUAAAUUGUUUUAUGAAAGAAAUAUAUCUAGAUCGUUCUAUGAGAAAAACAAAGCACUGUUAAAACAAUGCAAGCCUUGUAUGGUGCCUUUGAGGAGGGUGGACGAGGAGGGGGGUAGAAAUGUGGGGGGUAACGGGAGGAAGAGAGUGCGACUGCCGGAUAUGGAGAAAGUGAAAAGGAAUAAUCGUGGUAUAUUAACGGCGGAGGUAGCGCCGCUAGUGCCUAUGCAGAGUGCCACCAUGGUAAAGCGAGUGCGACCCAAUCCAACCUACAGCGAUCAAUUUGCGACCUCAUCAUCGACUUUACAAGCUUCUGGUCCAAAUCCCUUACAGUACACGUUCCAACCUUCAGUCCCGCCGCCAUGGACACUCAUUCUAAGCCAAACUGACACACAACCAGACAGGCGCAGACAAGACCCAGAGCCAUCUUCCUUAUCGGAACAAUUGCAUGUUGGCAACACUUAUCAGAAUUCAUCAGUAAUUAAUCCUGCAUCACAACAAAACUAUUUCAUAAUUCCUCCAACUCAGUAUAACAUGCUGCAAUCCCAAGACGGCUCUUUACUUCAAAAUCAAAGUUCUCAGAGCCAAUUACAGAAUUUAAAUGCUCCUUUGCAAAGUUUCAUGUCGAAUCCAAUGUUACAAGCACCUAACACAAGCUGGCCACAUGGUCUACAACAAAAUAUAACAAAUCACUGGCCUCAAAUACAGGGAACAGAAAAUGUAUUUACAAACAUGUGCCCGUCUGUGCUUCAGACACUAGGAACAAAAACGACAGCAACGGGAAUUAUACCAACACCAAACAUAUCAACACAGAAUUUAGCUAUCCAAAAUAUAUCCACACAGAAUAUGCCAACGCAUAAUAUAUCAACAAAAAAUAUGGCAAUACAGAGUAUAUCCACACACAAUGUAGUUGCGCAAAAUAUAUUAACGCAGAAUAUAGCAACGCAAAAUAUACCGACACAGAAUAUGUCAACGCAAAAUAUAUUAACGCAGAAUAUAGCAACGCAAAAUAUACCGACACAGAAUAUGCCAACGCAAAAUAUAUCAACGCAGAAUAUAGCAACGGAAAAUAUGGCAACACAGAAUAUAGCAACGCAAAAUAUACCGACACAGAAUAUGUCAACGCAAAAUAUGUCAACACAGAAUACGUCAACGCAAAAUAUAUCAACGCAGGAUAUAGCCACGGAAAAUAUGGCAACACAGAAUAUAGCUGCGCACAAUAUAUCAACACAGAAUAUGACAAUGCAGAAUAUAGGACCGCAAAAUCAAACUCCAGAAACUCAGAAUGUAACUUCAGUAGAUGAAUUAGCAACAGGUAAUAUAUUAACUCAGAAUACAACAAUGCAAAAUAUAUCGACACAAAACAUAGCAACUCAAAAUAUACUAACACAUAAUAUGGCAGCAUCAAGUAUAUCAACACAGAAUAUAGCAAUGCAGAAUAUACCAACACAGAAUAUAGAAACACCAAAAAUAUUGAUACCCAACUGGGGAUUGGCCAAUAUGGCUGGCGUGAUACCGUUGACGCAGACAAGUUUCAACCAGCCUAGUCUAACGAUUGACGGAACUUUACUGGCACAAAAUUUCCAAGGCAUUGUUCUAAAGCAACAAGAACCUUUAAACCAAUUUAUAACUGGCUCACAACCUAACCCGUUUAUAGUGAACCCUUCUUGCGUUAACACAGCGCCUACAUCGACGCUUCUGAACCCACAGUCUACGGUUGUUACCAACCAAGCCUUGCUGUGUGGGUCGGUGUUGCAAAUCAUGCAGCCUGCCCCUGAUGGUUCUACCAGUAUGUCUCAACUAAAUCAGGUUGAAGAUUCUACCAAUUCUAAAAUACUGCAACAAAACCCGAUUGGAGGUUCUUCCGACACCAGCGGUAACAUGGACGUGGACGGAGAAACUAAAGUGGCAAGUGAUAGUUGUUUGAAUACUAAAGAACUAGUUGAUGUGCUUCAGGUUGUGCCUGUGGAGAAUCUUUUUGAAAUGAUACCGACAACCUACACGGAGGAGGUGAAAAUUUCAUACAAAAGUUCAGGCAUCCUUGACUGGGGCUUGUUUCCGCUCUCGCCGUCUUAUUUAAUGAAAGAGAACAAACUGGACUUCAAGCGCGUUCUGUGCACCGGCCCGGGCCAGGGCUGGCUGAAGGGUCACCUGGUGGUCAGCGACCAGCAGAGGCCGCCGCCGGUGGCUGCUAUAUGGUCAUUAAGGCCUAGGGUCAGACUGCUGCUACCGACGUCAGAGGAGGACUGCAAGGAUGGUAGAGCGGCCCCGAACGUGUCCUUCCGAGACCGACUGUACCAGAAGCUCUUCGACUAUCCACUCACAUAUGCUAUGAUGCUGGUGGCGGUGGAGUCCGCGGCCGCGUGCCGGCAGCUGCUGUCGCGCGGCGCCGCCCUGCAGCUCUACUGCCUCGAGACUGGAGUCCUGCACCCGAUACAAACGCAGCGUUUCGACAACGGCUCGUUGAUCCUGUCCGGCGACGCCGACGUGGAGUCCCCGCUGGCGGAGCUGACGCGCCGCCUGCACCCCGCUCCCUCCGCGCCGCCGCCGGAACCGUCCGCAGCGUCCGCGCCGACUGCGCCAAUACUCAGCGCGCUCAUCUCCGCCGCGCCGAGACCGCUAUCCGCUCAACUACCUGAAGCUGUGGUGACGGCGCCGAUGUUAAGCGCGUUGAUUUCUGCGGCGCGAAAGCCUCCAGAGCCGAAGUCUACCUUUGAAGCGGGAUUAGGUUCGCCAUCGUCAGUCUCAUCUGAAUCUGAUGAACGAUCUACGUUGUUUGAAUUAUCAUCAGUCUCAUCUGAAUCUGAUGAACUAUCAUCAGUGUCAUUUGAAUCUGAAUCGGCGCCCACGCCUCCUCCACUGUCACCCAACCCGGGCCCUUCUGCAGUGAUACCGUCCUCGCAACCGGCUCCGGAACAAGUGACAUCCACACCGUCUGCGUCAGUAGCAACAACUUCAGUACCGACCAGCUCGACUUCUCAAAUACAUCCCGCGCAGACCGAAGAGAGAUCCACGGCGAUACGACCUAAGUUGAAACCGAAACGAAACGAAACGAAACCAGUAACAACAGUGACUGCUCUAAUAGCAUCCACGCUAUCUUCAGCAGCAACCAAAAUUACUGCUCAAAACACGCAGACGGAGCCAACACACGCGCGGAGACGAUCAAAGAGACGACCGAAGUUGAAACCACCAGCGGCGGCGAAAGAAAUGACGGUGACUGCUCUACUGGCAGCCGCGCUGUCUUCAGUGCCAACCGAGUCGACUGCUGAUAUACUACCCGCGAAUAACACGCAGGCGGAGACGAAACCCGCGCGGAGACGACCAAAGAGACGACCAAACUCGAAACCACCAGCAUCGGCGAAAGAAAUAACAACGGUGACCGCUCUAGUGGCAUCAACGCCUUCAGCGGCAACCAAAAUGACUGCUCAAUUACCACUCGCGAAUAACACGCAGGCAGAGACGAGACCCGCGCGGAGACGACCAAGGUCGAAACCACCAGCGCCGAGGAAAGUAACAAAGCUAAUUGCUCCAGUAGAAUCAACGUUGAUUGAUUCAGUACCAACCAAGUCGGUUGCUGAAAUACCACCCGCGGUGAAACGGCCCAAGUUUAAACCAUCCAUACUAAAACCACCAACUUCAAAAUCAUCAGCGACAAAAACUCCAGCUCCGAAACAAACAACGACAAAUCCAAUGUUGAAAACGUCAAAGCCGACAAUACUAAAGUCGAAACCAUCCACGCCGAAAGUAGCGGCGCCGACUGUGCCGAUAUCCGUGCCGGCAAUAUCCACAGCAAAAGAAGAGAAUACGCAAUGCGACUGGAGCGUGUUGUCGGAAGCGGAGUUCGUAGCCAACUACCGCCUGCCCAGGCGCCGCGUGCGAGCCCUGGCCAAGGAGCUAGGACCACUCAUACAGAACCAUUGCAUUAGGAAAAUCUUGUCUUGCCUGCGGUACUUAGCAACGGACACUGCGCGCCCCCUAGCGGGCGCCUCGGAAGUUAUUGAUGCGCUCAACCAUCAUACUUUUAUCAAUAAGUACAUCACGUUCCCUCUGCAGGCGAAAGCGCGGGAGACAGUUACACACAGGUUCAAACAACUAUACAAGCUCCCUAACGUACUGGGCGUGGUCGACGGGGUGCAGAUAGCAAUACAGGACGUGCCUCCGGCCCAAGAAGAGGCCUUCCUCAACCGAGCCGGCUUCCACUCGCUCAACGUGCAGCUUAUCUGCGACGCCGACCUGAACAUACUAAGUGUGGACAACAGCCAGGGCGGCUGUGUGCAUGACUGCGCCAUCUGGGCGGCACAUCCGCUGCACCUGCAGCUGCAACGCCAGCAUGACGAAGGAGAACGCGUUUACUUGCUAGGAGAUUCCGGCUACCUCCAGCGCGUAACCCUCAUGACGCCCUUCCCUACCGCCUCCGACCCCUACGAAACCCUCUACAACUUUCACCACUCCCGCGCCUGGAGCUCCAUCAAACAAUGUAUCCACAUGCUCCGACAACGAUGGAGAAGACUCACUAUACCACUGCCAGAGAAUAAAGCGAGAAAAAUCAUCAACGCUUGCGCAGUCUUACAUAAUAUGGCGCAGCAAUGUAGUGCUCCGGUACUUCCGCCGGAUGUAGAUUUAAAGGAACAGGAAAGGAAGGAUGCAUUGUUAGAGGAGCAGCAGGAGAGCGCGGUGGUGAGUCUGGUGACGGCGCCAGACAGAGACAGACUGCUGCGGGAGUGGAAGAAAGGUGUUGCUGCUAGGAAUCUUCUCGUGGAAUCGUUAAAAAGUGCCAUCGAAUCUGGUGUUAGAUGAAGUUAAAGUGGUUAGCCUAAUUUUUUAAAUAAAAGUAAAGGCUUGGGGCCGAGAACGCUACCCUGUGGCAUUUCAAUGCAGAUAUGUUUUUUCUUACUCAUUGCCAGACAUAGGAAUCCGCGGGGCAAUUGUGAAUUAAGACUUUAUGUUUGUGCACUUAUGGUAGUAAUUACAACACUAUAGUUAAAAAUUAGUUUUUAACUGCCUAAUCGUUAUAAAACGGCCUAAAUUUUGUUGUAAUUAGUACCAUAAGUGCAUAACAUAAAGUCUUAAUUCACAAUUUGCCCCGCGGAUUCCUGUGUCUGCUCAUUGCCUUCUUAAUUUUUACUAUUUCUUGUCUAUUUUGUAUAAGAGCUAAAUUCUUGUACGAUUCAAACCCUCCUAAUGCAUCUAAGUUACUACAGAAAAUGAGAAUUGCAAUGUAGACCAAUGCCUUCGAUUGAUCCGAUAUGACAAAUUAAGAACUGAUUUUGAAAAUUUUGCUAAAACUUUUUGCCUAUUUUUAGUAAAUGUAUUUUUCUUUAAUUGCCAACGUUGUUAAACAAAUUGUGUAUCAGCAUAAUCGUAUAAGCAAAAUCGUUAUAUUUCUUUGAUUUUCGAGAUCUAAUCUGGUUAUUUUUUACAAUCUUAUACCAUGUAAAUAAAAUCAGUAGUUAAUUUUAUUGUUAAGGAUCAAAUAAUGGUUUAGUUUUGUUAUUACAACAAUAAAGUGUAUUAAUUA
This is a messenger RNA of Cydia fagiglandana, 7511 nucleotides long. RefSeq lists its product as uncharacterized. The coding region runs from base 212 to 6790 and encodes 2192 amino acids. The record is from RefSeq and is a predicted model, not a curated record. NCBI's taxonomy places the organism in Eukaryota, Metazoa, Arthropoda, Insecta, Lepidoptera, Tortricidae. The transcript has 19 exons.